This is a messenger RNA of Dromiciops gliroides (monito del monte), 861 nucleotides long. RefSeq names its product basic proline-rich protein-like. The record is from RefSeq and is a predicted model, not a curated record. Lineage: Eukaryota; Metazoa; Chordata; Mammalia; Microbiotheria; Microbiotheriidae. Bases 1 to 861 code for a protein of 286 amino acids. The transcript is spliced from 4 exons.
AUGUUGACUGCAGGCCUUCUGAUGGGCUCCACUCCUGGCAAGACCACCCCCCCCCACCCAGGGCCAGGGGUCCACCCACCCAGCCACCUUGGGAAGACAGUACUGCCCGGGUUUGGGGGGCGGGGAGAGGGGAGGGCAGUUUGGCAGCCUCCCUAUCCGCAAGUAUCAGGCGGAUGGAAGGGUGCCAAUCAGAAGCUGCUUGGCCAGGGGUCAGAGGCCAGAGGUGAGCAGGCCCCUCGAAGGCUCCAGACCCCUGGGGACACCGAGCCUGGGACAUCUCCGAGGCAGGGCAGGCUGGAAACCCGGGGGCUGGACGGGGCUCUUCCCUCCGGACUCCAGAAUGAAGACUCGAUAAGAAAGGACCCCCGGGGUGGGGACACCACCACCACCGGGACCCCAGCCUGCCCUCCCCCGCCCCCGCCCCGGGGCUGGGCCCUGCCCCCUCUGCCCACGGCUCCCACACCUGAUCUAGCUCCCCCGGCCCGUCGUCUGCCCUGGGGUGUUCCCCCCGCCCUGGACCUCCAGCCCCGCCCCCGGGGUCCCGCGAGGACAGGGAAAGGGCGAAAGGAAGCUCCCUCUCGACCCCCCGCGCUCACCGCCACGCGCCGGCCGCCAAACCUGCUCUGGGCGCGGGGGGUGCGGCUGCGGGGUGGGGGCGGAGGCCGGGAGCCGGCCGAGGCCUUCCGGGAUCAGCGCCCGCCCCUCCCGGAGCGAAGCGUCAGUUACCGCCUCUCUGCCUCAGAACGGGCCUCGGGCGCCUCCAGCCGAUGGGCCCUCGGCUGGGCCUCCACCCCACCUUCCCCAAGGCCGGCGCGGCCGUCCGUGUCAGGCCCCCCGGGUUUCCCGGGCCUUUGGUCCUGA